Molecule: messenger RNA, 570 nt
Organism: Histoplasma capsulatum G186AR
Lineage: Eukaryota; Fungi; Ascomycota; Eurotiomycetes; Onygenales; Ajellomycetaceae
Product: translation machinery-associated protein
Exons: 3
Coding region: 1-570 (189 amino acids)
Biological process (GO): formation of translation preinitiation complex
Molecular function (GO): RNA binding
Source: RefSeq, a predicted model, not a curated record
AUGUUUAAAAAGGACGUCUCUUUAGGUGCAAGGUCCAAAGUCAAAUCCUCCGUUCAGCGUGCUAUCAAGCAAAAGCUCGUCGAGACAUAUCCCGGAUUCGAGCCCUAUAUCGAUGAGCUAAUCCCCAAAAAGGCUUCCCUGGAGGCCGUCAAGUUACACGUACCGGAUCGUGUAACCCUCUACACAAUAGACUCACGUCCCAUCCUCUACCAAUCCUUCGACAACCCUCCAAUCCCACAUUUACGGGUUCUGCACAAAUUCCCCGAUGCCGUUCCCACCAUCGGGAUAGAUCGGGGCGCGAUCCGUUUCGUCCUCUCAGGCGCCGCACUCAUGGCACCCGGCCUCACUUCAGCUGGUGGCAGUCUGCCCGACCCUGUAAAAGUUCCUGGCGAACGAGAGAUUGAGGCUGGCGAAGUGGUGGCGAUCAAGGCAGAGGGGAAGGAGGAGAUUUGCAUGGUUGGUCCCUUGAAAGUAGGCACGGAGGAGAUGAAGAAGAAAGGGAAAGGGGUUGUCAUGGAUGAGGGACAUUAUUUGGGAGAUGGGCUGUGGAAGAUUGACGUUGUGGGAUGA